Molecule: messenger RNA, 678 nt
Organism: Zingiber officinale
Lineage: Eukaryota; Viridiplantae; Streptophyta; Magnoliopsida; Zingiberales; Zingiberaceae
Product: photosystem II 10 kDa polypeptide, chloroplastic-like
Exons: 4
Coding region: 61-489 (142 amino acids)
Biological process (GO): photosynthesis
Cellular component (GO): photosystem II oxygen evolving complex; thylakoid membrane; photosystem II
Source: RefSeq, a predicted model, not a curated record
AGGACAUCAGAAACAGAGAGACGGGAGUAGAGUAGACCCAGCCUGCGAGCUUGCAGAUCAAUGGCGGCCUCCUUGAUGUCUUCCUCGGCCUUGAAGCCUCCUGCUCCAGCGUCGCUCGAGAGGCUCCGAGUCAACGGCGUCCCUGCUCUCGUAAGCAGGUCAUCAUCUUCCUCUCGCCUCAAGGUCGAAGCCAAGGGAGGGAAGCUCAAGACUGACAAGCCCUACGGGAUCAAUGGAGGAAUGGCUCUGCCUAGUGGCCUCGAUGCAUCUGGGAGAAAGCAAAAGGGAAAGGGUGUUUACCAGUUUGUGGACAAGUAUGGUGCCAACGUCGACGGCUACAGCCCAAUCUACAACACAGAUGACUGGUCUCCCAGUGGCGAUGUCUACGUUGGAGGAUCGACGGGGCUGUUGAUCUGGGCGGUGACUCUCGCCGGAAUUCUCGCCGGCGGCGCUUUGCUCGUGUACAACACCAGUGCUCUCGCGCAGUAAAAAUAAUUAUAAAUAAAUGGGUUGUAUUAUGCUUCUCCAAUAGACUUCGCUCAUCCACUGUAUAUCAAUGUAACAAGUCUCCUUUGCCUAAUAUAAGUUUAAAAGUUUAAAAAAAAAAUCUUGUUUUUUUUUUUUGGUUAUUUCUCAUCAUGGAUAUCAACCACUUUACCUAAAUCUAUUACAAAUUCA